This is a messenger RNA of Linderina pennispora, 597 nucleotides long. RefSeq lists its product as uncharacterized. The transcript has a single exon. NCBI's taxonomy places the organism in Eukaryota, Fungi, Kickxellomycota, Kickxellomycetes, Kickxellales, Kickxellaceae. The coding region runs from base 156 to 518 and encodes 120 amino acids. The record is from RefSeq and is a predicted model, not a curated record.
CGCCUUUAGGCGCUGUAGGGCGGCGGGCUUCGGCUUCUUCUGGUCGCCCAACGUGUCCUCGGACUUGCGCUUGCGCGACCCAGGAACCGGAAGCGCUUGGCAAAGCUGCGGGAUCGCUGGCGGGGUCGUCGUUAGCGGGCACAAUAAACGACGACAUGCUCUCGAUAACGCUGUCUGGUGGCUGCUCGGUAGUGCUCGCUGCUAGCUUGGCCUUUUGGGGAUCCGAUCCGCUAUCGUCGUCGUCAUCAACCGACGAUUCGUCGCUGGGCUCGCCGUUUCCCUCUUCCAGCUGCUUGUUGCGCGCAUCGACAAUAUCCUUGUCCUCCUCAGUACCACAGAUACUGUGUCUCGUCAAGCCUUGUCCACUGGCUCAUAGAGUCCAGCAGCCACGCAACAGUGACGACGAUUGGCGGGUGCCUGCGCAUGUUUCCGCUCUUGGAGUUUUUCAGACGCCGUGCCUUGUGCACUUUGGCUGUAUCCCGUUUGCCAGCGACCAUAGUGCGUGGUGCGCUUGCUGACAUCAGUCUCGCAGCGCGCACCAAACUGCUCAGCCCACCGCCAAAGAUCGCUUUUCUCGGGCGGCGGAGCACCAGGGUG